Messenger RNA from Carya illinoinensis, 3008 nucleotides. Its product is annotated as protein FAR1-RELATED SEQUENCE 5-like. Bases 106 to 2745 code for a protein of 879 amino acids. Gene Ontology annotation, molecular function: zinc ion binding. Lineage: Eukaryota; Viridiplantae; Streptophyta; Magnoliopsida; Fagales; Juglandaceae. The record is from RefSeq and is a predicted model, not a curated record. The transcript is spliced from 4 exons.
UGGUGAAGCUUAGAUAAAAAUUUUUUUUUUUAUUUGGUAGUGCCAUAAAAUGAUACCAGGUAUUUAUUAUUUUGUUAUGGUCAAUUUUGGUUUUUUUAAUUUAGUAUGCCAUUACCAAGUGUUUUUUCAACAUUUGGAGAUAAAAGUGAACAACUUUUACAGGGCAUGGGAGAGUUUGAAGAACAUGCAUUGGAUAGACCAGAAGAACGGGAAACUGAAGAUGGCAGUCCAGGUGAACGGGAAAUCGACGAUUGCACUCCAGGUACAUCACACGUAGUGCCAUCGUCGAAAGGUGAUGAUAUGAUUGAGGAGCCAAAGUCGGGCAUGGAGUUCAAUUCGUUUGAAGAUUUGUUUAGGUAUUAUAAGCAGUACGCUAAGCAAUGCGGUUUUGGGGUGAUGACACAAAGGAGUGAGAGGUCAGAGGAUCAAAGUGUCAGAUAUGUUACUCUUGGUUGUGCACGGGGAGGGAAGGCACGGGUUAAGACAUCCAAUGUUGCCAACCCACGUCCGACGGGAAAGACAGAUUGCAAGGCAAGGAUAAAUGCCUUGAGAGUCGAUGGAAAGAUGCAGUUGACAACAGUCAAUAAUUCACAUAAUCAUGUUACCAGCCCACAGAAAUCUCGCUUCUACCGAUGUAACAGAGAAGUGAGUGAGACAGUUAAAAGAGUCCUUGACACCAAUGACUUAGCGGGUAUCCGAUUGAACAAGAGUUACGGAUCUCUUGUAGUUGGUGCAGGUGGCUUUGAGAACCUGCCAUUUCUGGAAAAGGAUUGUCGCAAUUACAUCGACAAAGCCCGUCAUCUACGACUUGGUGCAGGUGGUGCUGGAGCACUUCGUGAUUAUUUUUUAAGGAUGCAGUACAAGAAUAACGGAUUUUUUGCAUUGAUGGAUUUAGACGAUGACGGGAGGUUAAAAAAUGUUUUUUGGGCAGAUCCACGUAGUCAGGCAGCCUAUAAGUAUUUUGGUGAUGUCGUGACAUUCGACACCACAUACCUGACUAAUAGGUAUGGGAUGCCCUUUGCACCAUUUGUUGGUGUAAACCACCACGGGCAGUCGAUUCUUUUGGGGGCUGGGUUGAUUUCCAAUGAGGACACGGAGACCUUUACAUGGCUAUUCCAAACCUGGUUGCAAUGUAUGGACGGAGUAGCUCCAAAGGCGAUAAUUACUGAUCAAGACAGAGCAAUGAAAAAUGCAAUUGCUAUUGUUUUCCCGGAAACGCGACAUAGAUUUUGCCUAUGGCAUAUACUGAAGAAGGCACCUGAGAAGCUUGGGGCAUAUGCUGCAUAUAAAAGCGGGUUGAAAACUGAGUUGAUGAAAUGUGUAUACGACACACAAACUAUUAAGGAGUUUGAAAAAUGUUGGGCCGUGUUUAUUAAUACAUACGACUUACAUGAGAAUGUGUGGUUGAAAAGUUUAUAUUUGGAGCGUGCGCAUUGGGUACCGGUUUUUCUAAAAGAGCACUUUUGGGCGGGAAUGAGUACCACUCAGCGUAGCGAGAGUAUGAAUGCUUUCUUUGAUGGUUAUGUCCAUUCAAAAACAAAUCUGAAAGAGUUUGUCGACCAGUUCGACAAUGCACUAAAAAGGAAAAUUGAGAAUGAAAAUCAAGCAGAGUUUCUUUCCUUUAGUGGCACCAUUCCCUGCGUAUCUAGAUCGCCAAUUGAAAAGAAAUUUCAAUUGUUGUACACGAAUGCAAAAUUUAAGGAAGUUCAACAGCAAGUAAUCGGUGUGCUUGAUUUGGAUCCAACUUUACAGACAAUGGAUGGUGUAAUGAAGACUUAUUUGGUAGAAGAUGAAGUUCGUAUUCAGGAGUUCACAAAACAGGUUACAUAUUUUGUGGAUUUUAAUGUCGAUGACUGUAAUGCAAAGUGUUCAUGUGGUUUAUUUCAGAUGAGGGGGAUACUGUGUAGGCAUAUUUUGUCUAUAUUCAAAUCAAACGGUAUAAAAUCGUUGCCAGAUCGGUACAUUUUAGACCGAUGGCGGAAGGACAUCAAGAGAAGAUACACUUUAAUCCGAUCUAGCUACGAUGCCGGGGAUGAAAGGCCAAAUGGUAAUAGACAAUCCAUUCUUCUGAAUAUGUGUUAUGAGAUGAUAGAUUAUGCGGUUGAAUCUGAGAAGGACUUUGACGAUGCAAAGAAGAAGAUACAAGAGAUGACUGGAUUAUAUCGUCAGAACCAACGACCCUUAUCUAGCGGCCAAACAGUUUCGGAACCUGGGGUUACAAUACUAGAUGGGGCUGUAGUUGGUAGCUCACAACAAGUCAAGAGUCCACUUGUUGUCAGAGGAAAAGGAAGACCUCCGUCUCUUAGACGAGCAUCCAGGAUGGAGACAGAAAUGCGGAAGGUUAAAGCCAAACAGAAGAAAGCACAAGUGGUUCAAAAACGCAAACAGCGAGAUGAAGGAGAUACAGUACCUAUGGGCACAAAACGGAGUUUAUUUGGGCCAUCAGAAGCAGAUGCAUAUUCCAACCACGGACAAUUUACGGUUAUGGACAGUAGUGGGACCACGCAAAGUGUUCAGUCGUGGUAUUUUGGUAGUCAAGGAAGUAAUCCUCCUAUGGUUGGUAGUCAAGGAAGUGUUCAUCAUAUGGUUGGUAGUCAAGAAAGUGUUCAUCCUAUGGUUGGUAGUCAAGAAAGUGUUCAUCAUAUGGUUGGUAGUCAAGAAAGUGUAAGAUCUCUCACUUAUCUAGGCCAUUUUAGUAAUAUUAUUUAUUAUUUGAUCAAGAUUUGUUUAUUUGGAUGGAAAUAGAUUUUUUAUGAUUGGAUGACACACAACCAAAGCGGCCUGGGUGGAGAUGGGUCAAACGCAUGGAUGUAAUGCGUUUGUAUAUUUCAUGUGACUUGGUGUAUUUACAAGGAGGAGGCUGAUGCAUUUUUUGUACACCACAUGAUGUGGUCUAUUUUGCUUUUCCCUCUGAAUUAUUUGGGCAGCUUGCCAGUUAUUUGUAGAUGAGAUCCUAUUUUGUAUAUUCUCUCUGAGAAUUUAAGUGGAUAAAAGGAGGAAGUGGCUGA